Molecule: messenger RNA, 447 nt
Organism: Aricia agestis (brown argus)
Lineage: Eukaryota; Metazoa; Arthropoda; Insecta; Lepidoptera; Lycaenidae
Product: bilin-binding protein-like
Exons: 1
Coding region: 1-447 (148 amino acids)
Molecular function (GO): pigment binding
Source: RefSeq, a predicted model, not a curated record
AUGUGGUACGAACAAGCGCGGUACGACAACGACUAUGAGAUAAAAGCACACUGCAUCUCCGUAAAUUUCAUGACGGAUCAGAACAUGUAUAAUACCACAGAAAUCCUGGGCGACAUACCAUAUAUUUUCACCGGACCAAUGAACGCCGCUUCCAACGGCACAGGUGUGAUCUUCUUCCAUUCAUCCCUGUUCAAAAAGAUAGAGCAUACGGAUGAGAUGCCAGUCGCUGUUCUUGCCCUGGACGUGAACAAUUACGCUGUGAUGUAUGACUGUAAAUACGACGAGGGGACGAAGAAACGCCACGACUACCUCUGGAUUGUGUCCCGUUUCAAAACCUACGGAGGCGAAACUAAGGCAUUUGUGGAUGACUUGCUCGACAAGACGCCGUUUUUAGACAAAUCUAGGCUCCUUUGGCAGGACUUGUCGCCUAAAUCAUGUAAUCGAUGA